AAUUAAAUGGAACAAAUAUAAAUUUGUUUCUUUUUCUCCCUAAAGUAGUACUAUAAGUAAAAAACGUUAAGACUCCGAUCACGGGACACUUGCUUCAUAGAGUUAGGGAACGUUUCUCUUCAGCUCUCUCAUUGUCUUGGUGAAUAACGGUCUUUUUUUUUUUUUACUUGUUCCUUUUCUCUUCUCUUUAAUCUCCACAAAUUCGCUUUUCUCUGUUGAUUCUGCAUCUGGGCUUUCCCAAUUUCUCUUCAAAACUGUCUCGAAUCCUCUUGCUCCCAGCCGCCAAGCUGCUUCUACAGUCAAAGAGAGCUAUCCCAGUUGCUUAUGUUUUUUAAAUAUUGGAGGCAUUAAUGGAUUUCAAGAAGGAAACGCGGAUCUUGUAUUGCUGGAUAGCUCAAAUUGGAAAUCUUCUACUUCGAUCACUGUGGCGUCUCAUACAUGUUAUUAUCAACUUAUGCUACUUAACACUGGGUAUAGCUAAAGCGUUUGAAAGCUAUCUUAUCUCUUGGGGAAUACUGAGGAGAUACAAAUCCCUCCAAGUCGCCAAGCUCCGGUAUCUGGCUAUUGUGGUAGAAAGUAAAGAUGCUUGCCAAACUUCAAAAAUUAUUGAGCUUUUGCAAUGGUUGGCAGAUGUCGGAGUAAAACAUGUUUGCCUUUAUGAUAUGGAAGGAAUACUGAAGAAAUCAAAGGACUUCAUCUUGGAAGAGUUGGAUGGUGCAAUAUUGUUUGGGGAAGCUUAUGAAAAUAAUGAGAUACCAGACCAAGCACAGAUGACUCUGGAGUUUGCAUCAUUUUCUGAUGGGAAAGAAGCAGUGGCCAAAGCAGCCAAUGUACUUUUUAUGAAGUACUUAAAAUCAGGUGCCACUGACCAAAAUCAGGAAGAGGCAAUCUUCACUGAAUCUCAAAUGGCUGAGGCACUCAAAACUGUUGGCAGUGGAGGGCCAGAACCUGAUCUUUUAUUAGUAUAUGGACCUGCCAGGUGCCAUUUAGGUUUCCCUGCCUGGAGAAUGCGAUAUACUGAGAUUAUACAUAUGGGACCCUUGAAGUCCAUGAAGUAUGGGUCCCUAAUUAAGGCCAUUUACAAAUUCACGAUGGUGCGGCAAAACUAUGGUAAAUGAGGUGCUGCGUUGAGAAGAUCAUUUCCGGGACAAGUUAUGUCAUAGUGUAGAAUAAAUGUCGGUAUUUCAAGUUUGGCCAGCAAAAUUCAAACCUGAUUUAUUUCAAAUGGCCAAUAAUUUUCCAGAUAUAUUGAACCAUCUCUCAAAACAAGUGCCUGGUUAUUUGGUUGUUAGAUUAUCAUAGUGUUUGCCAAUUACAUGUCUAACUUUAUAUAUAUAUAUGCAAUAAUUUCAAGCUAUCAGG
Molecule: messenger RNA, 1362 nt
Organism: Theobroma cacao (cacao)
Lineage: Eukaryota; Viridiplantae; Streptophyta; Magnoliopsida; Malvales; Malvaceae
Gene: LEW1
Product: Undecaprenyl pyrophosphate synthetase family protein
Cellular component (GO): dehydrodolichyl diphosphate synthase complex; endoplasmic reticulum membrane
Molecular function (GO): ditrans,polycis-polyprenyl diphosphate synthase [(2E,6E)-farnesyl diphosphate specific] activity
Source: RefSeq, a predicted model, not a curated record